Megachile rotundata (alfalfa leafcutting bee) is the source of this 2252-nucleotide messenger RNA. RefSeq names its product Wnt oncogene analog 6. Gene Ontology annotation, biological process: cell fate commitment; neuron differentiation; multicellular organism development. The record is from RefSeq and is a predicted model, not a curated record. Lineage: Eukaryota; Metazoa; Arthropoda; Insecta; Hymenoptera; Megachilidae. Gene Ontology annotation, cellular component: extracellular region. Gene Ontology annotation, molecular function: frizzled binding; cytokine activity.
CCAAAAACUUAUCUCGGGAUUGCGCCAAGGUAACGGUGAGGCGGGACUUGGACACGCGGAAAUAAAAAAAGAAAAGAGAAAAAAAUAUGCGAGAGAAAGGAUCCGAGAGGAUUUGCAAAACCCGGAUGCCCGGGCAGGUGAGAGACAAUGGGUGACAGGGAGAGCCAGGACGAUGGCGGUGGUAAUCCGCCGUUUUGAAAAGGGGUGGAACUCCGGCGUGCAUUGUCCGCUUAAUGAUGGAGUGGAGACAUGACAGGUGAAACCGAAUACACACGUCACCGAAAUUCUCUCUGGCUACGCUGCUCCCAGAACCACGACGAGCAGCUAGCCGACCCGACCAAUCCGCCUCUCGGCACCGAAGCUUUCGGGACGUCUGUCCAUCGACGAUUAUGACAUUUUCCUAAGAGGGUCGUCUUUCGCGCUGAAUCAGCGAUCCCUCGAUUUAACCGACUUACCCAAACUACCCCUUUCGUAAUUGUCUUGCUCGAGGAACGACGCGUAAUCCUGUUUGUUUCCUUCGGUUCUCUUUAAUCCAGGGGUGCAAAGCCGAGCAUCGAUAUAAUUAGAGCCACGAACAGUUUCUCGUCGAAAACUCGUUCCGUAGCCUUCGAACAUCGAAACGUUCGUACGUUGAUCGCCGAACGGCCGAUACUUUCAGAUACCAGAGAGGCGGGUUUCGUGAACGCCAUAACCGCGGCUGGAGUCACUUACGCGGUCACCAGAGCCUGCACCAUGGGCCACCUGGUCGAAUGCUCUUGCGACAAGAUGACGCCAAAAGGUAAUCGUCUCGGUAAACUCGCACGCGCCAUCGACACGGAAAAGAGUCUGCCCACGGAAGGUGACUGGGAAUGGGGCGGAUGCGGCGACAACGUGAAAUUUGGUUUCAAGAAGUCUCGGGAUUUCAUGGACGCUCCUUAUCGGAAACGCACCGACAUCAAGACUCUGGUGAAACUUCACAACAACAACGCUGGCCGUUUGGCUAUCAGGAACUUUAUGAGGACGGAGUGCAAGUGUCACGGAUUGUCAGGGUCGUGCACGGUUCGCACGUGUUGGCGGAAAAUGCCGCCGUUCCGAGACGUGGGUAACAGGCUGAAAGAGUCGUUCGACGGGGCGGCAAAGGUGAUACCGAGCAACGACGGGCACAGCUUCAUCACAGAGGGUCCGACCAUCAAGCCGCCCGACAGAUUCGAUCUGAUUUACAGCGAGGACUCGCCCGACUUCUGCAAGCCGAACCGAAAGACGGGAUCGUUAGGUACGCAGGGACGUCGUUGCAACUCCACCAGUCAAGGAGUAGACGGCUGCGAGCUACUGUGCUGCGGCAGAGGCUACGACACCAGGAUCGUCAAGGAGAAGAUCAAUUGCGAGUGCAGAUUCCGUUGGUGUUGCGAGGUCACCUGCAACACUUGUCUCGUCAAGAAGACCGUCAACACGUGUCGUUAGCGAUCGUCGAACGAAUGAUUUUUUAGAUAAUUCCUACUUCCCCUUGUCGACGCGUUUCACUUUCCUUUUAUUAGAAUACGGUUCAGCAGUCCACGUUGAACGCGUUUCUCGCGACACCCUCAUUAUACAUGUUUCUUUUAUUCUCCUAGAUCUUUAGAAAUUCGAGUUAAAUAGAAAAUAGUGCUAGUUCUUUGUACUUUUUUUAUUGCUAAUCAUUCGUGUACACCGUACGAUAUUCGACAACGCGUUAACGUAUCGAAGUACCGACAACUGCCUGAAAAGAAAAGACGCGAAUUAACCUGUACCGUAGAUCUCGCGGUUAGAGUAAGCGUUUGUAAUAUAGAUAUCGCGAAUCGAGCCGUAAAAAGGCUGUGCCUAAUUUUUCGCUCGAGAAGCGAUACUCGUCGUCGUUCGAAGCUUUCCAGGUAUCUCCAGCUGUUCGUUUCGAGCGAUUCCGCUCGCGUUCGUCGCGCACGGAACGUUCGUAGCUUUUCUCGCUUCUCGCCGACCUCGUCGACGAGUGUUUUUCCUUACGCUUGCAACAUGUCUCCAUGAUUUUUUUUAUCUUGUAUUAGUAUUAUUUUUUAUCUGUUUGUUUGUUUUUUUUUUCGCUCUUGUAAAUAAGACUGAAUCGACGAAAUUUUAUAUUGUGCCAGAAUAAAAAGACGUGUACCCACGGGCAAAAUUCUCGUUGGUUACUUUCUAUAAACCGCCUCGCGAUCGCAUUGAUCGACCUUUGAGCUCGUUUGCAACGAGAUCGCCGAUUAAUCACCGCCACCAGCUGUGACGUCUGUGUCGGUCGAAGCUUCUUU